AUGAAAUUCAACUGUUUAGUAAAUGAACAUACAAAAAAGAUUGACUAUUAUUGUAUUAACAAAUAUUGUAAAGAUAAUCGAUUGUCUUGCUAAUAAUGUAGAGCUGAGGGUUAACAUUAUAAUUGUUAUAAAUGGCUUAAAGAUUAUGAUGACCUAAUAGAAUUUUCAGAAAAUUAUAACAAAUCAGUUAAAGAUAAUUAUUAAAAAAUAGAACAAUCACUUGAUGUAAUUGGUGAAUUGUGUAAAUAACUUUAAAAUGAAUACAAAGAAAAAUAUUUCAUUCAACUAAAUGGUUAAAAUAUUCAAUAAGUACAUAAUUUAUUGUCAUCAAUGUUGUAAUUUUCAGAUAAUGAAUAAGCAGCAUUCUAAAAAUUAACCUCAGAGAUAUAGUAAAUUUAAUAAAAAAUAGAAUCCAUUUUAUUUGAUUUGAAAAACUUAGAAAAUUCAAGAAUUAAUUAGAAUUCUAUUGAGGAACAUUAACUCAUAUAAUAAUUUUCAUAAAGGGAAAAUGAUAAUAAAGCUAAGUUUGAUAAUUAAUAUGAUUAGAAUAACUUUGAAGCCUAAUCUAUAAAAUCAGGAUAAACAAAAUAGUUAAUAAAUUUAAAACCUAAAAUUAAUUAUGAAUUAUUGAAUAAUUUUAAAAUGAAAUAAGAGGAAUGGUGUUUAGCAAUUGCAUUUCAUUCUAAACAAUCAAUUAUAGCAUGCGGAUAUGGUUAAAAUAUUAAAAUAUUUAAGUAGGAAAAAUAAUUAAAAUAAUUAUAAAUAUUGACAUAUCACACUGAAAGAGUUACUUGUUUAUCUUUUUUAAAAAAAAAAAAUCAAUUAGUUUCUGGAAGUAUUGAUUUUUUAAUCAUCAUUUGGAAAGGAAAUUAAUCAAAUAAUUAUCAACUUGAACAUAAGCUUGGUGGACAUUAAAAUAGGGUUGUUAAUUUAAUAACUAAUAAAAACGAUGAUUUAAUCAUUUCAUGUGGUAUGGACUGUCAAAUAAGAUUUUGGAAUUAAAAUAUUGAAUGGAAAUGUUCUUAGAUAAUAACAGAUCACUCUAAACGUAUUUUUAGUUUAUCAUUAAAUGAUUCAGAAAAUAUGCUUAUAUCAUGUUCAGAAGAUUCUAUGAUACUUGUUAUGCAAAAAUAAACAACAAACAAAAAAUAAUGGGAAAUUAAAUAAAAAAUUAUUUUAGAAAGUUAUGGGUGUAGAAUAUGCUUUAUUAAUGAUGAGAUGUUUGCUUUUCAACCAUGGUAGAAGGAAGUUCUUUUAAUAUUUUCUUACAAUAAACGAAAAAAUGAAUUUUAAAUAAAAUAAUAAAUUUAAAUUUAAGGAGGAUAAGAUAUAGAUCUAUUUCCUUAAUAAUUUAUUAAAUAAAAAUCUUUACUUAUAAACAAAAAUUCAAAAUAUGUUUAAUUUUUCAAAUUUGGAUAGGAUAAUUAAAUUUAACUUGAAUUAACCAUAAUGUUUUAGGAUAUUUUUAUAUAUGGAGCAAUGAGUGAAGAUGGAGAGUAUUUAUUGACUUGGGAUUGGGAUAGUAAAGAAUUUUAAAUAAGAAAAUUUAAAUGA
Molecule: messenger RNA, 1554 nt
Organism: Paramecium sonneborni
Lineage: Eukaryota; Ciliophora; Oligohymenophorea; Peniculida; Parameciidae
Source: the annotation of a GenBank genome assembly